Molecule: messenger RNA, 1008 nt
Organism: Arachis duranensis
Lineage: Eukaryota; Viridiplantae; Streptophyta; Magnoliopsida; Fabales; Fabaceae
Product: proline-rich extensin-like protein EPR1
Exons: 2
Coding region: 1-1008 (335 amino acids)
Source: RefSeq, a predicted model, not a curated record
AUGAAUUCUCAUCCUUGUGGUUUUGGAUAUGACUAUGACUAUUUUGUAGGCAAUGAAAACUUGAAUGAUGGCUCACAUCAUGGGAUAGAUGAAUUCUCAGGAAGGGAGCCAUAUCCAUAUGAGCAAUCAUCAUGGCAACCUUCCCCUUCAAGUUACUAUGAUGGUAGUCCUUCCUAUAAUGCAUAUCAUUCCUACGAAUAUGAUGAUUCUUAUCAUGGUUAUACCUCUCAACCACCACCAUUCUAUGCACCAUAUUCUCAACCCACAUCUUAUUUCCACCAAUUGCCUACAUAUGAUCCAAAUCUAUAUUCCCCCUAUGCAUACCCUUGUGACGGUUAUGAACAAGCAACCCUUGAAUCACCACCACUCCAACAUUUUUACCCUCCAACCCAAGUCCCCAUAAAUGAUGCACUUGGUAUCAUUCUUCAAGAGCAAGAAGAGCUCCAAACCACCUUCACUAGUUUCACCUCUACCCUCCAAGAAUUUACGUCUCGUAUAAUGCCACCCUCUACCAAUAACCAAAAUGACUUCCCACCUCAAAGCUUUGAUGAAUCUUCUUUCCAACCAUAUUAUGAUUCUCCCUCACAAACCUCCAUGGAACAGCAGCGCCGGCCGCCGCCGCACUACCUACCUCCAUCACCGUCCUUGACCAUCAUUUCUCUUCCCCUCUCACCACCACCCGUUCUCUCUCUCCCUCUCACUCCUCUCACCUAUCUCACCGUGACCAACCCCUCCGCCGCCACCCCGUCAUCACUGCCGGCGGCUCGCUCACUGCCGGCGGCUCGCUCCCUCUCUUCCCUUCCCGCCCAUUCCCCUCUCAUUCUCCUCUUUAACCAUCACCGUCCCUCCUCCCCUCAAUUUCUCAUUCUUCCAGCCGAACCACCGCGCCGGCCGUCUUCACCGCCACCGUUCACGGCGGUGCCAGUUUCUGUCUCUGCUAGGGGUGUAAUCGGUUCGGUUUGGUUCGGUUUUGGACCGAAAACAAACCGAACCGACCUGAUCGGUUGA